Bemisia tabaci is the source of this 7760-nucleotide messenger RNA. Its product is annotated as E3 ubiquitin-protein ligase AMFR. Gene Ontology annotation, molecular function: ubiquitin protein ligase activity; ubiquitin binding. Gene Ontology annotation, cellular component: ubiquitin ligase complex; cytosol; endoplasmic reticulum. Lineage: Eukaryota; Metazoa; Arthropoda; Insecta; Hemiptera; Aleyrodidae. Gene Ontology annotation, biological process: endoplasmic reticulum unfolded protein response; protein K48-linked ubiquitination; ubiquitin-dependent protein catabolic process. The record is from RefSeq and is a predicted model, not a curated record.
ACAAACAACCAGAUCGUCGAAUUUCUUCGUCGAAAUUUUCCUAAUUGAAAGCUAUCGUCAUUCAAUGAUUUAUCUAUUAUUAAUGACCGUAAAUUGGAAAGUUAUCCAUAACAACAAACUGUCACAGACGAGCCGUCGGUUUUGCAAGUGAUCGUGAAGUGUUUUCUAUUUUAGUCCUUGCCUCUUGAUCUUCAUUUUCCCCCAAUCUUCAUGAAGCCUGUGCUCCUUGUGGAACUGGAACUUACUUUUCAAGGAUUUUACAGUUUUUUGUCAUAAGUCUAUCGCGACUGAGUAUCCCGUUCUAUUAUGAAAAACCGGAUUUUAAACGCGUCAUUUCAGAUGGAAAGCCAUUGAACGAACUGCAAGUAGUCAAAGUGUUCUGCUGCUGUGUGAAAUAAAUUUUUCUCUCCUGUGGCUUUAACCUAUUAUCAUUCACCAUACUUUCAUUCUGUUUCAUGUACACAUGCAUUUGGUCUCUUUCUUUCCAUAUUAUUAAGUGUUACUGAUCUUCUUUUUAAGAACAAUGCCGAGUGUAUUUGUUAGUGGGCUCCCGCGUCCCAGUCUAAAAUUGUAUUCAAUUUUUAGUGCUGCGCUUCUGUCUUGUUCCGUGUUCUAUGCUGUUCAAACAGCAAACAACAACCAAGGAUUAAAAAACAACUCCUCUCAGGGAAGCAUGUUUAGUUCUUUGUCAAAUUCAUCUGAUACCCUUGUGCAUCAGCUGAAAUUAAGUUCAUCAUCAGGAUUCUUGGCCUGGGCAUUGAACGUGAUCACAUUUAUCUUGCAAGAUCCUCUCAGUAUAUGGGCUGUGAUCAAUGCUGCAGUUUGUGGGCUGAUAUUAACUGCAAAAACUGUCCAAGUUCUAGUGUUUGGAGAACUUCGAGUGGUGGAGAUGCAACACCUGAAAGACAAGUUUUGGAACUACCUGUUUUACAAGUUUAUCUUCGUAUUCGGUGUAAUAAAUGUUCAAAACAUGGAUGAAGUGAUACUAUGGUACACUUGGUUUGUCAUUUUGGGUUUUCUUCAGCUGCUAGCUCUAGUAUGCAAAGAUCGGUUUGAAUAUUACUUGUUUUCAACCACUCCAACCUCUUGGAAUCACAUAAGGCUACUAUGCUUGUUGGGUGCAAUCUUAGUUCUCUCUGGCGUCCUAUUGAUUGCUGCAAUUGGAGUAGGAUUUUUUGGUGGCUUCAACACUUUUGCAUUCAUGGCUGCUGAGUGUCUUUUGUUGGCUCUGAGUGUUCAACAUACACUCUUGCGCUAUUUGUUGCAUCUUUAUAACUCCCGCGGAAACAACUCCUGGUCGCGAGGCCAUCUGCCGUACUACGCUGAGCUCAUCUGUGACCUGACAAUUCUCAUCCUAGAGCUUCUCCAUCACCUGCACAUGCUUGUCUGGAGCAAUAUCUUCCUGUCGAUGGCGUCUCUUGUCAUCGGCCUUCAUAUCAAGUUCCUAUUCUACCAGAUCCAAAGGCGAAUUAAGAAACAUCGCAACUAUUGGUGGGUCAUCACACACAUGGAGAAGAGUUAUCCUGAAGCAACAAUUGAGGAGUUGGCUGAAAAUUCUGACAACUGUGCUAUUUGCUGGGAGAAAAUGGAAUCGGCCAGAAAAUUACCAUGCUCGCACCUUUUCCACAACACCUGUCUUCAAUCUUGGUUGGAGCAAGACACAUCAUGUCCAACAUGUCGCAUGUACCUUGGAAUCCGUCCUCCCCCAGGCAUGUCAUCGGUGGUUCUCUCCAGAGACGCUUUGAAUACUCCAAGGAGAAGUCGUAGUCCUUACCAUUACUUCCAUUUUGACGGCUCUCGAUACGGUUCAUGGUUGCCAAGUUUCUCAGUAGAAGUUACUCAUCCACCCCAGUUACUGCGGUUGGACUCAAUGCAAUCAGAUUCAUCUUCUCAGAUUGACUCAAUGGCAAGACAGGUGCAACAGUUAUUUCCAGACUAUCCGUUAUCUACUCUCAGAGAUGAUCUUCAUGUGACGAGAUCUGUUGAACUGACAGUUGAAAACAUUCUAGAUGGGCGAAUUCCUCCACCCUCCCCCUCUUUUGAAGAGGAAAAUGGUACGCCUGGAGAGGCUCCAUCAUCGUCAUCAUCAUGGCAGCCUUUCUCUCCAUCAUUUACGCCGACAAGCUCGGAUGUGAGUAUAGAACCAAGUGAACCGCUCACAACAGGGAGCCGUUUCUCAAAAUCUCCCAGUGAAAGGGAAUUAAUCUUACAAUUACGCAAGGAAAAGCUGCUGCUGGCAGCGAGGAAAAAGUAUUUAGAUCGCCAAGCAGCCACAUCUCCAAGCGGGGAGUCAAGUACAUCAACCGAUCAGUCCCAUUCCAAAGUCGACUAGGCCAGAUCAUAGCUGGAGUUUUUUAGUGUCCGUUUUAAACACUCCAAAUCGCCUCGACUAAACUAUUUUUAUUGAUACAAAAUCGGGACUAUCAAACAGGAUGAGGUGUGAAUUAGUGUAAAUUUUAAGGAGGGCAAUUUUUGGAAUUUUAAUUUCGUUUCUCUACAAGAUGUACAAUUUGCGCUGUUGAUUUUUUCUUGUGAGGAUUGAACUACUUUGAUAAAGCUAGUUUUUUCUCUCUUUUUUUACGAAAAAAAUGGCUUUCCUUAGUUCAUGCAGCAAAAAAUUCUGGAGGGAAACUGUUUUCCUAAAAUUGGACUUGCAUCCAACUUGCAUCUAACUUGUUUGCAUCCGAAAAAACGUACCUACUUUGGAAAGGUAUGUUUCUGAAGCAAUACCUCUUCAGUUGCUGCUUUAAAUAAUUUUUUGUCCAUUUUUCAAAAUAUCUAGUUAAUUAUUUAGAGUAGAUUAUAAAAAUUAUUGAACUUUCUGAUUUUUUUUUUUUUAUUUUCCCCCCAAUUAAGAAACUUUAUCUUUGUUGUCCUCUCAAUGUUCAAGUAAAAUGGUCCUAUUUAGUCCAGGGAAUUUUGCGUCUUUUCCUGUUUGCUAGUCCCACCAAGAGUGGCGUCGAGGAUAUUUUAUCAUUAACUAUUUUACUCUAAUCCUGGUCAAGUUAUCUGUGAUGGAAAGUGCUGUUUCAUUUUAAUUGUCUCUUUCUGUUUUAUUUUGUUUUUAAUUUUAUUAUUAUUCCGAAAAGGAAUAAAGGCAGCUUUUCUGUCUCUGUUCUUCCAAUUCAGUCUACCAAUUGUCCGUUUUUCCAGUCACUAAACAGCGAAGUUUGUGAAGUUGGCACUUGCUCAGAGUUUUUAUUACACCUAUUUUUUCUAUCUUCUUUUCGAAUGUAGACACUCAACUGUAAAUUUGAACCUAUUUAGAAGAGUUUUAUACAUUAACGGCAAAAGAAUUACUUAAGUGAAUUUAUCGUAUCACAGCUGAAUUAUUUUUUUGACAGUUUGACUCGGUUUUUUUUUUUUUUCAACUAAUAUCGACUGCUUGUAGAUAUUUUGCAAGUAACUUUUUCUUUUAUUCAAAUGCUCUUACAUCUUGUCCAUAGGUGUUGUCAGAUCAUUGUCAGGAAGUAUAUAAAGUUCCCUAUUUCACAUUCUGCUUUUUAUCAUAAAAAUAAAAAAUUUCCCUUUUUUAUUUUGAGCAAUACAAUUUGUUCAAGUUGUUGAAGAGUGUGCUCAAAAUUUUGGUCCUCAUGCAUUAAAAUGAUUAAAUUCAGUAAUGUUCAUUUUUGUCUUGUUUAAAAAAGCAUACAUAAUGUUUUAAACUUUAUCAGCAUUGGCUGGAGUCCAAAACUUUGGCAUUAUUUCAGCUUGGUACGAUGAAUUCCUCAAGUAGUGCCACCCCCUUUUUCUUAAUCACCAUCAUGUAAUAAAUUAAAUAGGUAAUCAUAUUAAAUUUUAGGAAUUAUCUCUUGAUUCUUCAAUCGAAAGCUAUUCCUCUGCAGUACCAGUCCAAGGUCUAACAGUCGGCUGAUUUACAUAUUUCUGUUUUGUUUGAUAGCAUCUCUUCUUUUGUUGUAAUUUUUUAAUUAUUUGAUUUUUAAUGUCUUGUGCAAUCCUGAUUCUAUUGUAUAUAAGUCCCCUAUCACUUUCUUUCUACCUUAUGUUAAUGUACGCAUGACUGUCUCUUAAGAACCAAGUAAUUUUAACCAUGUACGUGGGGAGUUUAAGUUUUUUAUCUUUAAAGUUAAGCCAAGUAAUUUUCUCUCUAUUGCGAUGUUCUUGUCUUGUAUGACAUAGAGGAGGAGUGCUCGUGAAAUUACUUUAGUGUGUAACUUGGUCAGAAAGGAAUGUUAAAUUUGUGUUUUGUGUCUUUAAGGAGGUUAAAAACAAACAUCAAACAUUGUGAAAUACUAAUUUUUUCCCGGCAAAAUUCCCAGUCAAAGUGAGUUCACAAGAGAGAUAACUGAAACCCCUCUCGCUGCACCAUCAUUUGCCGCAGCUUAAGUAAAAAUACGGUUAAGAAUCCUUCUCCUCGAAAAAUUACGGAUAUUUAUCAUGGUGCAUUUACUGCGGGAAAAACAUAAGUCUGAAUUUUCUUUGCCCUGAUACUGCAAACAAGACCUCUCUCCCAUUGUAAGGAAUGCAUAAUGGAGCUCUUACAUGCCUCCGGGAUUUGCGAUUCAAGUACUUUGCCUUUUUUAAAAUUUCGCGAGGAACGCAAUGAUGCCACUGAUUUUCUCUGAAAUGAAAAGUGCAAAAAAAGCUCUCGAAGUUGAGGUCGCAUCGGAGGAGACACCCCUUACACCCAAUGCUGGGAGUUCACCUCUAUAUCCAGUCAAACUUUCUAUGCACAGAUAGGGAACAAAUACAUUAGCAAGGUUGCCACUUUAUUUUGGGACUCUAAGGCUGACCUCUGAACAACGGCAACCCGCCAAUGUCUUUGUCCUCUAUCUGUGCAUUGAGAGUUUAACUAGAUUUUAAGGUGGACUUCCAUCAUAGCAGGGGGGUCCCCUUAUUGUGACCUCAACUUUGAGAGUUUUUUUUGUACUUGAAAGUCCGUCUCAGAGAAAAUCAGUAGCACCAUUGUGUCCUUCGCAAAAUUUUUAUCACGGGAGAGUACUUGAAUGGUAAAUCCUGGAGGCAUACCAGAGCAGAGCUCCAUUCAUUCCUACAAUUCUGCAUAGUUCAGUGAAAAAUAUCAGUUAAAAUUCAGCAAGACCUCAGAACAAAUUCAGAGAGCACACUUAAUUUUCUAAAGUUGCAUAUUGACGAUGAAACUGCAAAAAUGUGUAUCUUGGUCGUGGUGUUUCAAAAUCUCCGCUUCUAUUGUAUCUUGAAAAAGGAGAUUGAACAAACAUCAUGGCUCGACUUUUUACGAAAAUUUUUUACACAGAGAAGAAAAAUAACAAACGUUUUCAAGAAAUGUUGUUUAGUAGUUUCCGAUGUAGAAAAGAAAGUAUGUCAAGAAGUCUGCUACACCCUGAACUGAGACACGCAUUGCUGCAAUUUCAUUAGUGACAUGUCUCUGAUACUUUAGAUUCGACAUAUAUAGUGUCAACAAUCCUGUUUUCUCUUUCAAAGUUUAAAGCUUUAUGAAAGAAACUCCAAAGGAGUUAUUUUGUCAUUAUCCCGGGAAAGCAGCCAUUUCUUAUUGAAGCUUCUUUUAGGUUUCUCAAGUCAAACAAACACACAUGUUUUUAAUUUUAAUUUUUUCAUGUAUUUUUUUUUCUUUCUUUCUUGAACGCAGUGUUUUAAGUGGAUGGGUCAUUAGAACUGGUUAAGGUUUGCAACUCCGUAAGAAUAUUUUCUCAUUGAUAUACGUUUGCUGUUUUAUACACAAACUCUCAGACAUUUUUACACAUUAGUUCCUGCAGCAAAUCACUCAAACAAAUUCGCAGAUUAUGAAGUCUUGUAGAGAAUUAAAGGGCAUUGUGUUGACUGUCAAAUUUUGAUUUUAAAAAAAAGUAAAGCAAGCAAAAAAUCGUAGAGUUGAGGAAGUUUAGAUAGUGUAUGCCAAAAAACUGCCGUUAUCGAUUCUCCUCCUUAAUGUGAAAUAUAUGUCAAAAAAGAAUUACAAAAAAAAAAUUGGCAAUUUCAUUUUGUUAGAUUAUAAAAAUCACUCUUUUUGAUGCCAAACAUAAAAUAUUUGACAUAAAAACUAAGACAUCACGUAAAAAUUUUUAUUAAUAUUUACGGACAUUAACUAACGAAAAACUUGUAUGAGUAAAGUUGACAUUUUUAUGUUAGAAAAGUAUGGUCCACACCAAUUUUUACGCUCAUUCAGAGUGGAAUGGAAAAUCAGUUGCUCCAUAUUAGAGUUGGAUGUAAAUGCAAGAAUCAUUAUGGCGGAUCUUCUGCGCACUCUGUAAGUGUGCAAACUUAGGUAUUUGGCAAGAAUUUUAACCCAAAACAUUUCCUGACUUGGAUAUUUUAACGGCAUUUUUUUUAAAGAAUUUCCUGUUUGAAUUGCACAAGUUAUUUAACUUUUUUUUAAAAGUCAGUGCUACGAUGAUGUAUCAGGUAGCUUAUAGCUUACUUUUGUAUCGAUUUUGCCUCAUUCGUGGGCCAAAAUAUUCAAAAUUAAGUCUGUUUGUGUAAUUUGUUGUAGCAAUUAGAGGUGUGUUGUUGAGCUUACCUGAAACCAAGCAGUGCCUCUAUUUACUAAAUGCAAUUCAGCACGCCUAAUUUCCUCUGAAGAUUGUCAACCGUUUGGUUAAUUAGACAGGUAUUAAUGCGUAAAUUUUUAAGUCAUCGGAAAAUUCUAAUGAAGUCAAAUGAUGCAAACCAUUGAGCAUCUGACACCUUUGUUUCCGAACAGGUACUUAGGAUAAUGCACCUUAACCGUUUGAAAAUAUCUGAUGGAGGCAAGGUCUUACAUCAAUGGCCUGAGUGCAAAAUUAAGUAUCUCGUUAUCAUCAUUACAAUGUUUCAAAAUUUCUGCUCCUAUUAUAUAUUUUUAUUUAUAUAUUAUAUAUAUAAUUCAAUAAUUCCUUAUUAUAUAUUUCAAAGAGAAAAAACCCGACUGUUUAGCUUGAAAUUUAUACACAAUAUUCUGCUUACAGAGAAGAAAAAUCAAGGAAGUUUUCAAGGAAAUAUUCUGACUAGUUCUUUGAAGAAAAAAUAAAGUAUGACAGGAAGUUUGAACGUCGCAAGAAGAGGUACGUGGUUUCGCACUUUGGCCAUCGAUAUCUCUUUCAUUUUCAAGAAGAGAACUUUCCUCUUUCUAAGCAUAGUCUCACAGGUACCAUUAAUGAAAAAAGAAGUUCUUAAGAAAUUGUGCACUUCAAGUCCUAUGUUUUCAUGUAAUGAUUCAGUAGUUGAAAAUUGCAAGUCUCGCACACAAUCCUGAAAAACCUUUUUUCUCUAAUGCCCUACUUGAACCUGCAAAAAAAAGUAAGGGCAUUCAUAUGCGCCACGGAAACUCUUACAGGAAGUAUCUUUGAAGGAGAAUUCAAUCAUUGUCUGAACUUUUCUCUCUUAUUCGUGAUAAAAAGGAUUUGGAAGAAACUUGAAGGCAUAAGUCGCAUUUUAGGUUUCAGUCUGUAUGGUGGCAACAAAUAUUCAAAUUUUGUCUACUUUCAUUGUAUGUAGUUUAGUCUUGUUGAGAUUCACGCUUUAUUAUUAUCGCUUGUGAUACUUGCUUUGGGAAGAGGACGGAAUGUCGUCACAACAUGGAAUGUUGCGCCGUUUUUCGAGUAUUUAAAAUGAAUGAAGGACUCUAUUUUUGUACCAAGUUAAUGCAGUAGCUUUUUUUAUUUUAUUUUUUUUUAAUUGUCCCUUACCGUGAAGCAUGUAGUCUUUUUUAUGUCCUUGUGUGAAUGUUUCCCAUCGCUAUGACUUCUGAGCUAAUGGGCUCUCUUUAAGUGGAGGAGAGACCAUCACUAUGUUGUCAGAAUAAACUAUUUGUUCUAAUUAAG